Molecule: messenger RNA, 1179 nt
Organism: Diachasma alloeum
Lineage: Eukaryota; Metazoa; Arthropoda; Insecta; Hymenoptera; Braconidae
Gene: Or193
Product: odorant receptor 85f
Exons: 7
Coding region: 1-1179 (392 amino acids)
Biological process (GO): detection of chemical stimulus involved in sensory perception of smell; sensory perception of smell
Cellular component (GO): plasma membrane
Molecular function (GO): odorant binding; olfactory receptor activity
Source: RefSeq, a predicted model, not a curated record
AUGAUACCAGAUAGUGAGUUAGAGGAGAGAUUCCAAAAGGCGCAGAAUGUUUUGCAUUACGUGAGUAGGCCAGUUGCCUUUUUGGGAAUGUGGCCAGUGAACGUAACCACUGGCAGCCGGAUAAGAAUGGUUCUAUAUUUCAUAUACCACAUUUAUCGCAUGGGAAUGGAAUUCAUCGAUCUCGUCAUGGUUUUCGGGGAUCUUGGACAAGUCAUUGAGAAUCUCAUGAUAACGGGCACCCAAGUAGCCCUCAUGAUGAGACUUUCAUUUCCAAGAUUCACUGUGAGUAUGCGUCGAGUGAUUGAUGGAUUGAGCGACUUGCACCAACGUACCAAGUUCAACGAUACCAGAGAAAUGGAGAUCUUUAUCAAAUACAGCGAAAUUUGCGAGAGAUGCUACAAGAUUGUAUUAUGGCCAGCAACCUUCACCUGUGUCUCGUGGUAUCUCACGCCGAUUCAAACCUAUUUCAUAAUGAAAAUACAGAAUGCAACCUUCGUAUAUGCAUCUCCUUGGCGAAUGCCUCCGUUCGAGGCUAUGGAGAAACCCGAGGUAGCCAUCUUUCUUCAUCUUAUCGAAAUACCGGUGACAUACUUGACUGCUUGUUAUUUGUUAACUUACUGCAUAUAUUUCACCCUCAUAAAUCACAUCCGGGGUCAACUAGUCAUCAUGAGUUACAAAGUCAAGAAUCUCAAAGUCGAUCGUGCAACUAAUGUAAAAGAAGUUUUCGGUCCCAUUGUCGAAAAGCAUAUCACAAUACUUCAUAUAGCAAAAUCGUUGGACGACUGUUCUCAUCUCUUUCUUCUAUAUGAACUCCUUAACACGACUCUCACUCUUGCAUUACUAUCGUACAACAUAAUGGCGAACAUUAGUUUGAGUGAAACUGCUCUAAUCAUCAACUUCUCAUUCUACAUGUUCAACAUGACCGUGUUGGUAUUUGCCAACUGCUACAUGAGUCAGUGUUUGGAGAAUGAGGCGAUGAACCUGUUUCAUGCCUUUUACGAACACGAUUGGAACAAUCUACCGCUGGCAUAUCAGAAGGCAUUCAUGAUAUGUAUGCUGCGCGCUCAAACACCCCUGAACAUUACAGCCGGAAAAUUCUACAAAUUCUCAUUGAGUGGCUUCACAAGUAUGCUCAAAUCAUCUAUGGCCUUCGUUUCAAUGUUGAGGACAACAGUUUAA